GUGAUAAAAUGUUGCUGUACCUCUUUCCCACACACAGUUUACUCGAGUUCCCUCUUAAUCACUCUUCAAAAAUUCUUCCCAUGUGAAAAUUAAUCACUAAAAUGCGAACUGUGAGACGUGAAGUCCUAACAAGCUUUGAAAAGCUCUUGGGUUCGUAAUCCCCUGAUUGCAAUUACUAAUGGCAAAGGUCAACUGUGAGACACGAAGUCUAAACAAACCAUGUGAUGCCUUUAGGCGCCUGGUGCCACUUUUAAAAAAGUUUCGCCUGAUGACUCUUGUUUCGACCAACCUGCUAAAGAAUUUAGAACCCCGUGUUUCAGUUGAACUUUACACGGUUUUGGUACCGCGCGUUCAUCAAAUGCGACGUUACUGAACGAUCUAAUAUAAGUAAAGGAUAUCACUCAAACAUACGGUAUUUAACACGCAAUAAACCUUGGAGUCACAUCCGUGGGUGACGAACAAAGGGAAAAGGAACUCGAGUGAGAAUUAAAGUCCAGAUUUCAUCAUGAGAGGGGCAUUUUUAUUUACCAUUUACCUAUCAGCCUUAGUGGCCCUAGUCACAAUAACCGAAGGAAAACAUGUUUCCCCGACGAAUGAGGAAGGAACAAAAGAUCACGCCCUCCACACUCACGAACACGAAUCUCACUAUCGCGAAUCUGGCGUUGGAGAAGAAGAAGGCUCGUUAGAUUGGGGAAGUGGCAGUGGUUCAGGUUCUGGAAGAAAGGACGCAUCCGUCGGAUAUCCCGGCGGGGGAUACCCAUCUCCGUAUCCAUCACCAUAUCCCUCCCCGUAUCCUUCCCCGUAUCCUUCUCCCUACCCCUCUCCGUAUCCAUCACCAUAUCCCUCCCCGUAUCCAUCGCCACAUCCCUCCCCGUAUCCAUCACCAUAUCCCUCUCCGUACCCAUCGCCAUAUCCCUCCCCGUAUCCUUCUCCGUACCCCAUGCCUUAUCCCGCUCCUUACCCUUACCCCGCUCGCUACCCUCCCCCUAGUCCAAGUGAGGAGGAAGAAGAAGAAGAAGAAGAAGAAGAAGAAGAAGAAGAGGAGGAGAAUGAUAAACCCAGACAUAAGAAACCCAAUAAUGAUAGAAAGAAAAUAGAACAUUGACAAGGAAUCACUUAGAAACGAACUCGUCUAGACUCCCGCUUAAUUAUGGUGUUUAGGUUGUAUGUUGUAUCAAAAUGCAUAUCAUCGUAGUAACUUUGAGGUAGAAACCAAUAAAAACCA
Messenger RNA from Pocillopora verrucosa, 1225 nucleotides. RefSeq names its product nematocyst expressed protein 4. Lineage: Eukaryota; Metazoa; Cnidaria; Anthozoa; Scleractinia; Pocilloporidae. The record is from RefSeq and is a predicted model, not a curated record.